Molecule: messenger RNA, 579 nt
Organism: Ostreobium quekettii
Lineage: Eukaryota; Viridiplantae; Chlorophyta; Ulvophyceae; Bryopsidales; Ostreobiaceae
Source: the annotation of a GenBank genome assembly
AUGGGCUGCGAUGUGCAGGAGCUGCGCGGCGUGGCCCUGGCCGAACUGCCCAACCACCAGCUUCGCUUCAUCACAUACGGCAGCAGCCAGCACGCCCAGUGGGAGGGCGACUGGGGCGCCGGCGAGAGCCGCGCGGCCAACGCGGACCGCCUCGCGGAAGCGGGCGCAUUAUCGACCCCCCCGGCGCCGCCCAACCUCAUCUCAGCGGGAGUCCGGGUGGUUCAGGCACCGGCGUCCUACGCCCUGCCGGUGACGCAGAAGAAGCCUUUCAGGACGCCGUUCAAGGUGCGCAUCCCCCCACCGCCUUCAUUUGCCGACGAUCCCGGACCCCAACAGGCAGUGGAAGGGUCCCCGUACGGGUCGGGGUCGUUUUGUGUGAGUGGCAAAUGCACUCGCGCUGUCCAGGCGCCCGCGGCCCGCUGCGUGCGGGUGACACGCAGAAGCGGGCAUCGCCGCUCAAGGCACGUGUCCCACAACCCACCCACGCCCCAGCGCCCUAGUUUGUUGCUGACGACCUCGGACCGCCAGAGGCGGCAGAGGGCGUUCCUGUGGGGGCGGAUGGGGCGGAUUGACCUGUGA